Molecule: messenger RNA, 2717 nt
Organism: Gigantopelta aegis
Lineage: Eukaryota; Metazoa; Mollusca; Gastropoda; Neomphalida; Peltospiridae
Product: Usher syndrome type-1G protein homolog
Exons: 2
Coding region: 369-1799 (476 amino acids)
Molecular function (GO): protein binding
Source: RefSeq, a predicted model, not a curated record
ACUCGAAUGGCAGGCGUUAAAAUUUAUCACUAGGUUUUAAAAAAAAAAAGAAAUCGUAAAAUCUAGAUACGAAAGAAUCCAGUAUGUAUUUCUACUCGUUCCCGAAGGCAGGCAUCACGAUUUUACGCUUAUCAAUGACGUGAAAAAACCCACAAAAAUAGUCUGAUGAAUAUUCAUGAGCGCUUGAUCCAGCGGUGGGAAAGGUAAAGGACAGGUUGAGCACCUCGAUAAGGCUCGAGACGUUUUCGUGCGGUGUCGUGGAGAAAAAGAGAAAGAAGGAGAGAAAGCGAGAAAGAGAGGAAGAACUCUUCAGUGCUGGAAGUUAAGAUAUGUGUUUUUGAUUAAAAGCCACGAAAUCCGAGGAAGCAAUGGCCGAGAAGUUCAUAGAAGCGGCCAAGGAUGGGUACGUGGAUUUAUUGAGAGAGGCUCAGAGGAAAGAACUGAACACCCCAGAUGAAGAUGGGAGAACGGCAACGCAUUGGGCCGCCCACAAUGGAAAUCUGGAAGCACUGAGACUUAUUGUGGGCAGAGGCGGUGAUGUCAACAAGAGCGACUUUCUUGGAAACACGUGCCUUCAUCUUGCCGCGGCUAAAGGUCACAUGGAUGUGGUCAGCUACUUGGUCAACUGGGGCUGCAACCUGUACGCACUGGACAACGACGAACACUCGGCCCUGGACAUAGCCGGUCUGAACAACCGCGUGGAUAUCAUUAAGUUCCUGGACAACGCCCGGAUCCAGCAGCAGCAGAAGAACCCCAAACUCGUCAUGAAACUGCGGGAAGACGCGCAGAGAGUUUGUGAACGGAACCGGAAGCGGUACGAGCGUUUGCAGGAAGAAGCCGCUAGGCGCGCUGCUAAGGAGGACAAGAGGAUAAGAGCGGCCGAUCCAGAUUUCAGACCCCCGGGCAAAAUGUCUUUCAUUAAAACUUUAACAUUGAAGAUUAAAGGAAACCCAGCCAAUAGUAAGCCUAGAGUAAAUCAUUUCCACACGUCGAGGAAGUAUUCAGAGAUGGCUGGUUUUGCGACUUCUGGCGCGGGUAGGAAGAUUUACCAGAAAAAGAUUUUGACGGACGAUUCAGCGUUUAAUAUCGGUAGCGGACUUAGAAGUCUCAAUGGCGUGCCGGGUACUUCCGCUGACGUAAUAUACAACAGAACAGUCAGUGACGCCACUAUGUCAGGCGGGAACCCGUCUCGCACUAUAUUCGACGUGUUUCCUAACGGGACCAGGACGAAUUUGGUGAAGGCUAAGAGCGAGUCGGAUAUUCUCUUUGAUUCUGGGGUCGACAGCUACCACAGCGACAACGAUGACGACGAGAAGGGUGGGGUGUUCUACAGACCGGGUUUCGGUCAGACCGCAUUUCUUCGGAAAAAUCCGUUCGUUAAUACGCUACAUUCGUUUGAACAGGAUAACACGGAAACGAACGAUCUCACCAACGGUUUCUCCGGAGAUGCCAAUUCGGAUGACGGAAUCGAUAGAUCGUUCGGUUUCGGCGUGAACGGGGUUUCCGACAAGAUGAAGGAGUUACCAUGGGAUCCCGACGAAGUGGAAAACCUUGACGACGACGACGACGAUAGCGAAUUCACGGCUUUAGAAAUGUUCUUGGUGUCGUCGGGACUAUCGACGUAUAUUCCUUAUUUUACCAAAGAAAAAGUCAACCUUGAGCUGUUGAUGAAACUCACCGACAGUGAGUUCAAAGAAAUUGGAAUUCCUUUCGGUCCUAGGAAGAAAUUGGCUGAGGUGAUCGCAAAAAGGAGGGACAUUCUAAACACACCCACAGCAAUGGCCGACACAUUCUUGUGAAGGGAGAUAACCCACAGGUUAUUCAUGAUUUACAUGACUUCAAUGGAUUUGAUAAUAAUGAAAUGAUGUAGAAAUGGAAUAAUGUGAUAUAUUGUGAAAAAAAAUAUUGAAACAUGCAUAAGGGUCUUUUUUAUUCGUGUGUUGUUUUGUUUGUUUAAAACCAUGUUUUUACUUUAAAAUGUACAAAUGGCGGGUGAAUUAUCGCAAAGUUCCUGGAGGCUCAGUCAGUGUAGUCUUUUUAGACAUGCCAGAUGUGUUCCUUGAACUUAUAAGAUUGAUUGUGGUGGAUAUGUUACGUAGUGGAAAGCACAGAUUAAAAAAAAACAAAAUUAAUAAAAUAGCGUGAAUAUUUACUAACAUGCCUUAUUACAACAACGUUUGAUUUUCUUUAUGGAAAUUCUAAUCGGAUUUUAUACAUCAAAUGCUGUUUCUUGUACGACCCGAUACCUUCUGCAUCAGCAUGUCGGAUUGUGCAUAGUUUUUCAACGUUUUAUGGAAUGACCAAAAAAAUAUUUCAUCAAGCGUUGUCGGACAAAGACUGCUGGUGCAUUUUUUUUCUAUUUUCUGAUUUAAUACUUUAAAUACUGCAGGGAUGAGGUUACCGUUGUUAACUAAGCCCUGCUCGUGAUGGUUGCAGCGGGGAUGGUUUCACCAGUUUCCGCCAUCUUGUAUUCCCAGUGUUUGGCUUACUUGAGUGUGAUUCCUGGAUAAGUCAUCACAAGCAAAAUGAUUUUUGAACAUGUAUAUGUAACUACAAGAAAUGGGAAAUUAGACAGUUAUUAUCAAUUAAAGGUGUACAUGAUGCCAGACAGUGAUUUUAGCGAAAGCCUGUAGGAACGAUUUUGGACUGGCACAGACCAUAUUUUUAUCUUUAUUUAUAGAGAGUAGGACAAAACCCCGCAUCUUUUCGUCGUCAAG